GCAGUCCGAGCCCGAGAUCCAAAGUUUGCUCUAUCUACAUCGGCGCACGCGCAGACUCGCUCGCCAAGCGCCGCACUCGCCUCUAGACCGCCCUGCUAACUACGCGUGUGCCGAACUCCCAAAUACAACUCCGCACGUGGACCUCUCGCUAUCUCUUUCUCGGCCAACCCCUCGACCCGGUCUUCCGCGAACACGGAUAAUGUAUCGAUAACGGCUAAUUGAUCGUUACAACUACCGUAUCGGGUGACAUCGCGAGUGAGUGCCGGUCUGUGAUGGCUGAAAAACACGCACUAAUACCCGACCCCGUCGCCAUGUAUACGCAGACGGACGCGAUGAAGGAGAUUAAGGACAUGUCCAAGAAUUUAGUGAGCGGUGACUUCGAAAGACAAUACAAAACCAGCAUGGCAGAAAAGAGCAGACGGAGAAAUGCUUGCUUGGUUUCUCUGGCGGUGUCCGUCGGGAUUCUGGCCGUUUUUCUGAUAGUGGUAACAGUGGUCAGGGAAGUGCAGAUAGCGCGGCUGCGGCAGGAGCUGGACCAAGUCAAAGACAACAUGGUGGCGAUGUCGGUCAACCUGAGAGCCUUGAGCAACAAGAUAAACAGUAACAGACUGUUCAACGAUUUCGAAAGUUUCGAAGACACGAUCUACACUGACGACGACAGUCCCAAGGACAACAAGGGCCUCCCAGACGAGUCCCUGGACGAGCUGCGGGGCCUCACCGUGUUGGAGGACGACGACACAGACGAUGAGGAAGACGAGGACAUGUAUGAUGAUGCCGAGAGCGGCGACUGGUACCAGGACUACGACAGGAAUAGAAAUAAGAUUGGCACGACCAACAUGGUGAAGCUGAAACCCGCAGACUUCGCAGACUCAGUGCUGUUCGAGAAGGACGACCAGGCGCUCAUCAACAACAUCAGGCAGAUCAAAAAGAUGAUUAACGAGAACCCUGAGAACCCCGAUAUAGGGUUGCCGACGUUGCCGACAUCCACGGAACAGCAUUUGUCGCGCGACAAACGCCACGUGUUCCCGGACACGACGUCCGACGCGGUGGAGCAGGUCGCGUCGCCGCGCGUUUUGGCUAAAACUGAUGAGAGACGUAAAACCAAGAAGUUCUCAGCGAGCCUGGACAGUUUGUCUACGAAGCCGCCCAUGCAUGCCGUCGUGCGGACCGCCCGGAAUAGCGACAAUGAGGAAAGGCGGCCGUUCAUCGCGGCGCAUUUCCAUGGCAACACCUCCCACCUCAGCCCUGAAAUACACGAGCAUUAUAAAGGUAACGGCCUGAUUCGCGUGGCUCACGGCUCACACCACGACGUGUGGUACCCCUCGCCGUGGACGCUGGCCUCCCCCCACUCUCGCCCCACGCUGACCCGGAGCGGGCACGUGCAUGUCCACCAUACUGGAGUAUACCUCGUCUAUGUCCAGAUAUACUACUUGGACAGCCACGACGUGGUCUCCUGGAUGCUGCACCGCAAUGGCGCCGAGACGCUGAUGCAGUGCGCGCAGUCUUCGCACUCCGUCGACAUCCUCGACAAGCCCAACUCCUGCUUCUCGGCCUCCGCUCUCUUCCUCCGAGCUGGUGACAAACUCUCGGUCAAGAACACCGGCGGCGACCGGCACUCCCUCAUGCAGCCAGAGAAAAGCUUCAUAGGCCUCAUCAAACUCGCUGAUGCUGAAGAUCCAGACCAGGAACUAUAACAACCCCUUUAACUCCACAUCCACUAAGUUAACUUAUGACAUUAUGUUUAAUUAUAAUAUAAUGCAGGAAUUGAUGUCCUUUGUGUUGUUAUAUGGAGCUUUACAGAAAAGUGAUAUUUGUUAUAGUCAAAAGAGUGCCAUUGUUGAAACAAUACUUUGUAAGAACAAAUUAGGUUAGGCUUCCUAAAUGUAAAUCUCGCUUCGACGUUUACAUACUAUAACUAUCAUCUGACAGAACCGAAUUAUAGGACUUCGAAUAGUGUUUGAAUUAUCUAGUUUUUGGAUGUAUUUACUAAUUUUGUUAUUAAUACAGUGAAUGAUCUGUUACGCCAUUGAUAUUUUUAAGAAUAGUAUUAGAUAACUUAGUUUUAAUAUUUUAAAUCUCGUUUUAUCAUUGGUUAAUAUCAUAUUUUUCUUUAAAAAUAUUCGAUAUGGCCAGUGUUAUAAUUUUACACUUACAAGUUUCGUAAUUUAUUGCUAAGUAUCUACUAUAAAUUAGAUAUGUUAUUCAUAUUUAAUAAAUGUCUUGGACUUUAUCUAUAUUGAUGUUUUGUAUGAGAAUAUAAAAUAUACCACAAAA
Messenger RNA from Plodia interpunctella (Indianmeal moth), 2274 nucleotides. It is a transcript of the gene egr, whose product is annotated as eiger. Gene Ontology annotation, molecular function: tumor necrosis factor receptor binding; receptor ligand activity. Gene Ontology annotation, cellular component: membrane. The transcript is spliced from 8 exons. NCBI's taxonomy places the organism in Eukaryota, Metazoa, Arthropoda, Insecta, Lepidoptera, Pyralidae. The record is from RefSeq and is a predicted model, not a curated record. Gene Ontology annotation, biological process: immune response. Bases 273 to 1694 code for a protein of 473 amino acids.